Molecule: messenger RNA, 2217 nt
Organism: Poecilia latipinna (sailfin molly)
Lineage: Eukaryota; Metazoa; Chordata; Actinopteri; Cyprinodontiformes; Poeciliidae
Gene: antkmt
Product: adenine nucleotide translocase lysine methyltransferase
Exons: 5
Coding region: 580-1263 (227 amino acids)
Biological process (GO): regulation of mitochondrial ATP synthesis coupled proton transport; positive regulation of proton-transporting ATP synthase activity, rotational mechanism; peptidyl-lysine trimethylation
Cellular component (GO): mitochondrion
Molecular function (GO): protein-lysine N-methyltransferase activity
Source: RefSeq, a predicted model, not a curated record
UGUCCUACAUGGUUUUAUGUCCGCUCUCAUUGCUUCAGGUCACUGAAGAUUUUAGUUUCGAAAGCUUGAAUUAACCGGAGUUUUAUUAUUAGCAGUAUUUACGUUCAGGACGUAAGCGUUUACGUUUACUGUUGCUGUGUGAAUAUAUAGGAUUAUUUCAGAUAACGUUACACGAUAAAGAAAAUGAGUUUAGUGAUGUAGGUUAACCAGUCCUAAAUGCUUUUUAAAAAAGACAGGUCAACAUCAAACCAGCUUUAACUGUAUGUAGAAUUCACUAAAUUGAUUAUUUUCUCUAGAUAAUUAUUAUUAAUAUUAUAUUGUAAGUGUGCGGUCCGUUGAAAGGUGCAGUCUGAAUCAAUAAUAGUGAAAGAUAGGGAUAAGUCUCUUUGCAUCCACUCGUUGCAAAGAGAAGAAAUACAGCCAGUAAUCUGGUACUACAGUGUCAUAAACUGGUCUUGUAGUCCAAACCGUACUGACUUUAUCUUCUCCAAGGCUACAUAUUACGUGGGCCCUUUACAUCAUGGAUAUAUAACUUUUCAACUGUGAAUUGGACUCGACUCCCACUCAUUUCUUGCAUAAAUGGAUGAUGACGCACCAGAUGAGGUGUUUACUGACCUCAGGACCAGACACCUUGGAGGUUGGGGGGUUGUGCAGAUAGCUGCUGGCACUGGGCUUGCUGUCUAUGCCAUGUGGGCUGGAGUCCUUCAGCCUGGCUUUCGGAGGGUGCCACUGAAGCUACAGGUCCCCUACAUCCCUGCCAGCAAAGCACAAGUAAAAAAUGUGAUGACUUUGGUGAGAGGUCGAACAGGAGAUCUAGUCGAUUUGGGAUCUGGUGAUGGUCGUAUUGUUUUGGAAGCCUAUCAGCAUGGCUUUAGCCCAGCUGUUGGCUAUGAGCUCAACCCCUGGCUUGUACGGCUAGCUCGCUUUCAUGCCUGGAGAGCAGGUUGCCACGGAAAAGUUUCAUACAGACAAGAAGAUCUCUGGAAGGUCGACUUGUCAAAAUGCAAGAAUGUCACAGUGUUUCUGGCUCCAAGUGUGCUGUCUUUAUUACAGAAGAAGUUGCAGGUUGAGCUUCCGGAUGAUGCCUUAGUAGUGGCCGGCCGUUUCCCCUUCCCAGACUGGAGCCCUUGCAGGCUUGAGGGGCAGGGAGUGGACAGGGCCUGGGCGUACAGCAUGCAAGCACAACGACAGCACACAAGUCAGAAAAAUGGAAACCUCAGGCCAACAGUGAAUGACUCCGAUGAUAAACUGGUUCAGGAAUAACGAUGGACUUUGAAGAUAAACUGAUGCACUUAUUCAGAAAGACAAAGGUUAAUCGGCUGACUUUGGGUUAACCAUUCUGAAGUAGUGAAGUUUUAGGACUCAGUUUGACAGUUUUUACAUUUUUAAAAAUUUAGUAUUUUAAAAAAUACUAAUUUUUUAAAUUGUGACAUCAGUUAAUCUUGACAAAGUUUUCAAUAUCACACUGUGGUUUAUUUAUACAGGUGCUCAAUUAAAACACUGGUAUAAAUGAGACAAAAUAAAACCCAUGGAAAAAAGACUUGUGCAGUGACCUUUGGCAUAUUGAUUGAGUUAUUGGAACAAAUUUUAGUAUAGAAAAACUACUAUGCUUGAAAUGUCCUACUUUCCGGGUGCACUGUAAGUAUCUUUACUGUCCUGUAGAACUGGAUUUAUAUUAUUCAUUUUUUGUUUGUUUGUUUUUUACUUGCCAUAUCUCAUAUUUUAGAUUGUUUUAAAACAAAAGCUGAUGAGCAAAAUUGCUCUUGCAUUUUUUACCUGCACCAUGAUAAAUAAAAAACCUUUAAUGUGUUCUAUAAGUUAUUGUUUUGCUGUUGAAACUGUACACCCAUAACUGAUGAUUAAAGGUGCUGCAUUGUGACUUAUAAUGUAGAUAAGUAUCAUACGUUGAUAUCAUAUUUUGAUUACAAUGCGAGCAAUGGAAACCAAGUUAAAUUUCUUGUUUGUAUCCACAAACCUGACAAAUAAAGUUGAUUCAGAUUCUUAUUUUCAUGAACAAAUACGGUUCACAGUGGUGCAUUGACUUUUAUAUUUAGCUUUAAUGUGUUUUUAUGUUUUACACACUUGUCUUUUGUGUAUUUUUUUCUGACAGAGAUAAUCUUUUUUAUGAAACAUACUGUAUUUAUUUUUUCCUAAGCUAUAAAUAAAAGUAUUGCUUAUUAUCUUUCUAUGGCUAAUAAAUUGCCCUUCAAUGCAGAA